UUCAAAGCUUUUGAGCUAGUACUUUUAAAAAUUUGCUUAGCUAGCUAGUUUUGGACACUCCAAUUUUCUUCGAUUCCAAAGAUGAUGUCCGAAGAAACCAUUUCUGUUCCUUCCAACCUCAAAGUUGCCAUGGUUGAAAUUCAUGACCCAAACUCAAACCCUAAUCCUAACCCUAAUUCAAGUUCAGCUAAGAGAAAGAGAAGUUUACCCGGAACACCAGAUCCAGAUGCAGAAGUGAUUGCUCUGUCGCCAAACUCACUGAUGGCAACCAAUCGUUUCUUAUGCGAAGUUUGCAACAAGGGUUUUCAGAGAGACCAGAACCUGCAGCUGCAUCGGCGAGGGCACAAUCUUCCAUGGAAGCUACGACAAAGAACGAACCAAGACGUGAAGAAGAAGGUUUACGUGUGUCCAGAGAAGAGUUGCGUGCACCAUGACCCUUUCAGAGCCUUGGGAGACCUCACAGGUAUAAAGAAACACUAUAGUAGAAAACAUGGUGAGAAGAAGUGGAAGUGCCACAAGUGCUCUAAGAAAUAUGCAGUUCAAUCUGAUUGGAAGGCCCAUAGCAAGAUUUGUGGCACUAGAGAGUACAAAUGUCACUGUGGCACAAUAUUCUCCAGGAAGGACAGCUUCGUAACGCAUAGAGCAUUUUGUGAGGCCUUGGUGGAACAAAGUGCGAGAAUGACUUCAUUACCAUCAGUUUUGAUAAACGCUCAAACACCAAGAAACCCUCACGGUUUACUUGGGUUAGGCCCUGAAGUACCAUUAAUGGGGAAUUUGCCUCUAUGGCUAGACCAAGCCAAUCCUCAGCUUCAUCAUCCUCUUAGCUUUCCAAGCAACACGAGUGCAUGCACCUUCCCUGAUUUAGUCCAAACAAGUAACAUGUUUGGAUCAUCACCACAGGCACAGUGGCUCAUGAAUUACCGAUACCAAGAAGCAUCAUCAUUUACUAGUGGCAAUCUAUCUAUGCCACAAGGAUUGAAGCUAGAACAAGAAGAAAACAAAGGAGACUUGUCACAUAGCGUAAGCUCUUUGUACUCAAGUAAUAUUCAGAACCCACAAGGAGGCCCAAUUCACAUGUCAGCCACACCAUUUUUGCACAAAGCAUCCCAAGUGGAAUCUACGAGGAUCAAUAAUAUUGAUCACAUAGCCUUCAACAACAACUCUAACAAUGUCUUUGGCUUGUUCGGCUCAAAUCUCUCAAGCACAUCCUGCAGCAACAACCGGAACAACGUUGUUGAAAUUCAGAAAAUUUUCAAGCAAGCAAAUCAGGCUGAAAUUUUCAACGAUAUGGUGAAUCAGAAUCCCCAUGUAAGCACACAUAAUGGAGGUGGCUUUUCAUUAAAUGACUCAAACUCGAGCUCGUUUGUGAUUGAGAAUGGCACCAAGAAUGAAGACCAAUUGGGCUUAACAAGAGACUUCUUGGGAGUUAGAGAUGAAUCAUUAAGCAGACCCUUCUUACAACAAGAGCUCGCCAAGUUCAAUAUUCCAAUAGGAUCAUUCAUGAACCUGCAAAGCCAGUUCGGUGGACAUUAUUGAUUGAGUUGCAAUAUAAUGAAGUAGUUUAGGAUUGAACUCUAGUAUUGUUCUAUGAUAAUAAUAAUAAUCAGAGAUUAGGGGCCAGAUUGCACGGUGAAAUUAACUGGAAGAUAUCACGUGUUAUUGAUAUCAUAGAGAGGUCUCGUGAGGGAGGUGGGGGCCAUUGCAUUUUGAAAGAGACUAUAUAUAUUCUUUCCUUUCUCUGCCUGUUAUAUAUCGUUAAGUUAAAAAUUAACCACUUUUUCUUAAAUUAUAUCUU
Messenger RNA from Gastrolobium bilobum, 1795 nucleotides. Its product is annotated as zinc finger protein BALDIBIS-like. The record is from RefSeq and is a predicted model, not a curated record. The transcript has 3 exons. NCBI's taxonomy places the organism in Eukaryota, Viridiplantae, Streptophyta, Magnoliopsida, Fabales, Fabaceae. The coding region runs from base 82 to 1536 and encodes 484 amino acids. Gene Ontology annotation, molecular function: DNA-binding transcription factor activity. Gene Ontology annotation, cellular component: nucleus.